AUGUCCAACACCGACUUCCUCGGCCGCGCGAUCGACCAGGUGCGCAAGGCCAUCGAGGCCGACAACGCGGCGCAGUACGACAAGGCCUACCAGAUGUACUACCAGGCGCUCGAGCUCUUCAUGCUGGCGCUCAAGUGGGAGAAGAACCCCAAGUCCAAGGAGAUGAUCCGCCAGAAGACGGCCGAGUACAUGGACCGCGCCGAGAAGCUCAAGACGCACCUCAGCGACGCCGACGCCAAGCGCAAGAAGCCCGGGAUGGUGGGCGCCAACGGCUCCUCGACGGGCGGCACGGGCAAGGGCAAGGAGAACGGCGAGGACGGCGAGCCCGUCGACGAGGACAGCAAGAAGCUCCGCAACGCGCUCGCCGGCGCGAUCCUGCAGGACAGGCCGAACGUCAAGUGGGACGACGUCGCCGGCCUGGAGGGCGCGAAGGAGGCGCUCAAGGAGGCUGUGUUGCUGCCGAUCAAGUUCCCGCAUCUGUUCCAGGGCAAGAGGCAACCGUGGAAGGGUAUCCUGCUGUAUGGGCCGCCUGGUACGGGUAAGAGUUACCUGGCAAAGGCGGUGGCGACAGAGGCGAACAGCACGUUCUUCAGUGUCAGUUCGUCAGACCUGGUCAGCAAGUGGAUGGGUGAGAGUGAAAGGUUAGUCAAGCAGCUAUUCAACAUGGCACGCGAGAACAAGCCAUCCAUCAUCUUCAUCGACGAAGUCGACGCCCUGUGCGGGCCCCGAGGCGAGGGCGAGUCCGAGGCCUCACGACGUAUCAAGACCGAGAUGCUGGUACAGAUGGACGGUGUAGGAAAGGACAGCACGGGCGUGCUCGUCCUAGGCGCGACCAAUAUCCCCUGGCAGCUUGAUGCUGCCAUCAGGAGACGUUUCCAGCGGCGUGUACACAUCAGUCUACCCGACAUCGCAGCACGGACGACCAUGUUCAAGCUUGCUAUCGGCGAGACACCUACCACUCUUCAGAGUAAUGACUAUCGGGAAUUGGCGAAAUUGGCCGAGGGCUACUCGGGAAGCGAUAUCAGUAUCGCGGUGCAGGACGCUUUGAUGCAACCCGUGCGCAAGAUCCAACAAGCAACGCAUUUCAAGCCGGUCAUGGUCGACGGAGUACGCAAAAUGACGCCCUGCUCACCGGGCGAACCCGACGCCGAGGAGAAGACCUGGGACGAUGUGACGUCGGAAGAGUUGCUCGAGCCGCUCGUUGACUUCAAGGACUUUGUCAAGGCCAUCAAGGCAAGCAGGCCGACAGUCUCCGCAGAUGAUCUCAAACGCAACGCAGACUGGACGAAUGAGUUUGGAAGUGAGGGCGCGUAA
This is a messenger RNA of Thyridium curvatum, 1314 nucleotides long. RefSeq lists its product as uncharacterized. NCBI's taxonomy places the organism in Eukaryota, Fungi, Ascomycota, Sordariomycetes, Thyridiales, Thyridiaceae. Gene Ontology annotation, molecular function: ATP binding; ATP hydrolysis activity. Bases 1 to 1314 code for a protein of 437 amino acids. The transcript has 3 exons. The record is from RefSeq and is a predicted model, not a curated record. Gene Ontology annotation, biological process: vacuole organization; endosomal transport.